AUGUCCUGUGAUACUAAUAAUUUUACUGUUGGAGAAAUUCCGAGUGGAUCUUUAUACCGAGUAAGAAGAGAAGAUGUCACUCAAUCUCUAGAAAGUGAGCAUGACAUGUUAUUCACUCGGGUUGUUGCAAAUGAAGGAAGUAUCUCCACUGGAAUUACAAUUACUUAUAUAGAAUAUAAAGAUACGGAUGAAAAACAGUUGUCUGAAAGUAAUAAUCUAACGACUGAUGAAAUAGAAUCAGAAGUUGCCAUAAAAGAAGUUUCAUUUCGUUUUUACCUGGGAACUGUCAAACAAGAACUCACAGAUGUUUUUUUAAAUGAGUUAAAAAAACUAGGAUUAGACAUGCAGAACUGUCGAGGUCAAGGUUUCGUUAAAGGAGCAAACUUGAAAGGUCGCCAUUCUGGUGUUCAAACAAGAAUUUCUAGUCUAAACCCUUUGGCUUUUUUUGUUUCCUGUGCCUGUCAUAAUUUGAAUUUAUUUUUAUCUGAUGCUGCAAAAUCUUCAUUUAGUUUAGUGUUUUUUUUUUCCUUAAAAAUACUUUCAAAGAGAAGGUUUAACUCUAAAGUCACUUUCAAACACUCGGUGGGAAGCACGCAUAAACAGUGUUAA
Hydra vulgaris (swiftwater hydra) is the source of this 609-nucleotide messenger RNA. RefSeq lists its product as uncharacterized. The record is from RefSeq and is a predicted model, not a curated record. Lineage: Eukaryota; Metazoa; Cnidaria; Hydrozoa; Anthoathecata; Hydridae.